Molecule: messenger RNA, 230 nt
Organism: Dentiscutata erythropus
Lineage: Eukaryota; Fungi; Glomeromycota; Glomeromycetes; Diversisporales; Gigasporaceae
Source: the annotation of a GenBank genome assembly
AUUGAAUCAUUCGAUCCAAAGCUCUAAAACUUCACGUCCUUUCUCACAUAGUCCAUCCACAUCUCCAACUGCUUCGCAUAAUUAUCGUGUUUCAGAAGAACUCAAAGUUCAAGAAAUCUCUGCUGCCGGAAAAGAAGGCUCUGAAAAGAAACUAGUAACAAAAGUCCAAGAUAAAACCGGAAAAAGGGGCCUGAAAAAAUCUUCAGCUUCGGAAAAGAAAGUCCAAGCAA